This is a messenger RNA of Parasteatoda tepidariorum (common house spider), 2014 nucleotides long. RefSeq names its product GATA zinc finger domain-containing protein 1. NCBI's taxonomy places the organism in Eukaryota, Metazoa, Arthropoda, Arachnida, Araneae, Theridiidae. Gene Ontology annotation, biological process: regulation of DNA-templated transcription; chromatin organization. Gene Ontology annotation, cellular component: nucleus. Gene Ontology annotation, molecular function: zinc ion binding; sequence-specific DNA binding. The record is from RefSeq and is a predicted model, not a curated record.
UUAUUUAGAUUAUGUAACCGUAACAACAGGGCUUACAGGUUGCUCAUUUUUUAAGAGUAACAGACGCACAGAAAUAGGCAAUAAACAAAUAAAGUUACCCGCCGAGUAUUUUCGAUUUUAGUCUAUUUUCUUAUUUCCGAUUCAAAAUAAAUUUACCAUAUAAAACAUGCCGUUUGGUUUGAAACCUAAAUGCACGAUGUGCAAAUCUACAUCCUCUACAAUGUGGCAUAAAAAUGAGGAGGAUGAAGUCGUUUGUAAUUCUUGCUCUGUCAGAUCAUCUACCAUUAGCAAUAACAAAAAUAAUGGAAAUGGUUGUCCGUUUACUCUGAGAAAAAGCACUCGAGCGAAGAGUUCAAAAUUCAAGCAACAAACUCAAUCUAAGAGUAAUAAUCCGAAAGGAAAAGGUCGCCGAAAUAUUUUUAAAAAGUGUUGCUUGAAAGCUCCAACUUCUGUAGCUACCCCCGUGACAGCUGAAGCUAUGUUUUUUAAAGGAACUUAUUUUCAAGUUGGAGACGUUGUCUCUUGUGUGGAUUUUAUUACUAAUAAAGUUUACUAUGCUCAAAUCCGGGGCCUACUACAGGAUCAGUAUUGUGAAAAAAGUGCUGUCAUCACUUGGCUUUUACCAACGACACAUAGUCCCAAAGGCAGAUUUGAUCCUGCAACAUACAUUAUAGGACCGGAAGAAGAUAUUCCUCGAAAACUCGAAUAUUUUGAAUUUGUCUGUCAUGCUCCUUCUGAAUAUUACCAGGCGAAAACGUCUCCCUAUCCUGUUGUACCACUCAAACCAGAAAGCGGAUUUAUUUGGACCAGAUUAGGUCCACGAAUCGUUCCGCUUCCUACAAAAGAAGAAGUGUUUGGAACGAAAUAAUUUUUUGACAAAUCUUUACCAUAUUUGUUUCUGCACAAGGAUUCCUGCAUCGGUAUCUUAGUAAAAUUAAUCGUCAUGUUGUGGUGAUUUACAGGUAGUAGCCUGUGAGAAACUAGAAAAAAAUAUAUAUAUAUAUUGCAGAAGGAGUUAAGGUAUAACUCCUAACCAAUACCAGCAAACCUUUACUGUAUUUUUAUUUUUUUUUAAUUGCGAGUUUAUAAUCCAUUUGAUACUUUGGCGACUGUAAUUGACAUUAGCAGAUAAAUACCAAAAUAUGCUCAUUGCGACAUUAAAAUGUAUGAUUUAGUUCAUUCAAGAUAAAAUAUUUGUUAUUUGAAUGAAAUAGCAUUGAAAAAUAAUGUGUUUUUUUUUUUUUUGACAAAUACUUAUGCUAUCUUGUUUCUUCAUUACAUUAAAAUGUAUGAAUUGAGUUGUUUAAAAUAAUGUUUUUUACAAUUUGUAAAAUAAAGAGCAGUAUAAAGACAAUUGUGUGCAAAAUCAUUUUGAAUGGAUAAUACAUUUGUUGCUUGAAAUAUUUAGGUACUCCGUCUUCCAUCAUUUCAUUACUCAUAAAUAUUACUAUGCAAAAAUCUGUGGCCUAUUUCCAAAUCAGUAUUGUGAUAAAAAAUCGUGUCAUCACUUGGCUUUUACCUACAGUGCAUAGUCCCUGAAGAAAAUUUGAUCUUGCAACAUGCGUCAUCGAAUAUACUCCUUAAAAACUUGAAUAUUUCGAGUUUGUUUGUCAUACACUCUUUGAAUAUUAUCAAACAAAAAUAUUUCCUUAUCCUUUCAUACCUCUCGAAGUCAAUUUAUUUGGUCCCGCUUGGGUUUAUACAUUGUUCAGCCGCUUACAAAAGAAGAAGUGUUUGGAACAAAAUAAAUGUUUUAUGAAUUUCAUGACAGCAUUAAAAUGUAUUAUUUACUUUGUUCAAGAUUAGAAUUUUUUAUUAUUUAAAUAAAACAACAUGCUAAGUUAUAAAAUGUGAGCUAUAUUUUCCGUAAUUUAUAAGUUAUCUUGCUACUUUCAUACAUUAAAAUGCAUUGUUCUGCUUCCAACAAAAGAAAUGUUUGAAACUAAAUUAAUUUUUGAGAAAUUUUAUUUUGUUCACUACUGCAUUAAAAUAUGCUUACUUUACUUAUUUCAAA